AGGCACAGGUUGGAUUUGGAGAAUAAAUCCUGGAGGGCUGGGGGCAUGAAUCACAGGCUCAGGUCUGGGCAGCUGAAAAACCUUUGUGAAAGAGAUUAGUGAGCCCCGCUUCCGGAAGGCUCAAUAAAGUUUUCUUGAAUGAAUGGAUGACUGAGGUGGGUAGGCAGCAUAACACCUCUUCUCUGCAUUCAAGUCCCGGGCCCAGCUUUCUCACUCUCCUUGCCUGGUACCCACAGACCCCUGCUUUACCUUCAGUUGCCCACCUAGCACCUUGAUGCCAGUUGAUCCUUCCACCUGCCCAUCUGUGCCCCACGUGGGUGACUCCUGGGCACACCUUAUCCUCCAGAGACUGAGCUGAGGUCUCAUCUGAGGGGGAGAUCAAGGCACUGGCGAAUGCUAGGGGUCCCCCCAUUAGCCCAACUUGUGCCUGUGCUCUCCUCCACCCCCCAUAAUGUUUUGCCUCACCCCCUUUCCACCCCAGGACCAGUAUGAGCUGGUCCUAAGGCUCCCCAACACCUAAGGCUCCGGUGGUAACUGCUAACUGCGUGGGGAGGCAGGCUUUGGUGCUUAUCUUUGUGAAUAACCCCAGGGGCAGGUGGUUUCAUACCCCAGUCUGUUCAUCCAUUAAAUGCUUGGAUCCACUGAAAAGGGGUGUGAAAGCUCCCUGAGGGUGGCCAGAGCUGGGAGCCUUGGUCCUUAUCCCCCCCACCCCAUAAGCCAGGCCCAUCCUCCUUCCAAAGACAGUUGGAGCAUCAGCAGCUCCCCAACCCUUCCCAAAGUGCGCAGGGGUACCCGGCCCCUCCCCCAGCCCAGGAGCAGGAAGAAAGAAGUUACUAAGUUACUGGUUACAUCAAUGCUAGUCUGUCGGGUGGGGCUUCCAACCCUCCCACCCCCAUCACCCUGUGGGGCAGGAGAGGCAGGCAGGCUCUAAGGAGGGGUCGCCCUCCCAAUGCCCUCUGGGUGGGGUGUGUGGUUCCAUAUUAUUGGUGCCCCCUGCAGCCUGUGUCUUGUCACCCCCCCCUCGCCUCCAGCCCACCCAGAGACCAUGCAUCCCCUUGGCAGGUGCAUUCUUGGGGGAGCGGCAGCAAGCCCCCCUGUGACAAUAAGGAACCUCCUACAGCCUGCUCCUCCCUCUUCACACCCCCUUGGAGGUAUAAGGAGGGAACUGACAGCCCAGACUGCUCGGCUCCAGAGAGGGGAAGGGGGGUUAAGAAGGCAGGUGUAGAAAGACAAGCUUUGGGGCGGCUGGGUUUUUUCUCUCUGCCCCUCCGCCUGGCACACGGUGUCCAGCCAUGGGGACCUUCAAUCCAUGGACAGAUUACCUGGGUUUGGCACGCCUGGUGGGGGCUCUGCGUGGGGAAGAGGAGCCUGAGACCAGGCUGGACCCCCAGACAGAACCAGUGCCAGGACUGGAGGGUCAGACACCCAGCCCGGAAUCCUCACCAGCUCCUGAACGCCUGUGCACUUUCUGCAAGCACAACGGCGAGUCCCGGGCCAUCUACCAAUCCCACGUGCUCAAGGACGAAGCGGGCCGGGUGCUGUGCCCCAUCCUUCGAGACUACGUGUGCCCCCAGUGUGGUGCCACUCGCGAGCAUGCUCACACCCGCCGCUUCUGCCCGCUCACCGGCCAGGGCUACACCUCCGUCUAUAGCUACACCACCCGUAACUCGGCCGGCAGGAAGCUGGCCCGCUCGGACAAGGCGAAGACGCCGGACUCCGGACACCGCCGAGGAGGAGGAGGAGCCUGUGCAGGUUCCAAAGGUGCCGGGAAUCCUUCUGGAACUACCCCCUCUUCCUGCUGUCCCUUCACUUCUGCCUAAGGAGGCUGGCGCGGGCAGGACGGGGUUGCUGCCUUCACCUGGGGUUGGGGACCCAGGCCCACUGGAGGCUGGAUUUCAGGGAAGACUCACCCUCCGAGGAUCCGCCCCUAGGCCCUGCCCCCAGCCUGAGGGCCUGGCAAAGGAGCCCCGUCUGGGAGCACAGCCCAAAGAGUGCCCCGACCCCCUCACGGAAGGAGGUGGUUCUCAGGCACCCCGGCCCUCCUUCCCCAGCGCUGGG
Balaenoptera musculus (blue whale) is the source of this 2058-nucleotide messenger RNA. It is a transcript of the gene NANOS3, whose product is annotated as nanos C2HC-type zinc finger 3. NCBI's taxonomy places the organism in Eukaryota, Metazoa, Chordata, Mammalia, Artiodactyla, Balaenopteridae. Gene Ontology annotation, molecular function: mRNA binding; zinc ion binding. The transcript is spliced from 2 exons. The record is from RefSeq and is a predicted model, not a curated record. Gene Ontology annotation, cellular component: perinuclear region of cytoplasm. Gene Ontology annotation, biological process: oogenesis; negative regulation of translation. Bases 1293 to 1820 code for a protein of 175 amino acids.